CUCGAGCGAAUCCUCUACGCCAUCAGCUGCUCAUGUGCAGUGGCUUCUGGCGCUGCCCUUCCGCUUAUGACAAUAGUCUUCGGAUCCUCGACUUCCACGAUCAGCGGGCAGACCUCCUCCCCCGGCGACGCGCAGCGUUUUAAGCAGAAGAUUGAUCAUUUGGUGCUUUACUUUGUGUACUUAUUCGUCGCACGCUUCGUCCUUGGGUAUAUUGGGACGCUAUGUGCGUGUGUUGCGGCUGCCCGCACGACGAAUGCUUUGCGCAAGGCGUUUCUUGAGAGCUUGUUGAGGCAGGGCAUUCCGCACUUUGAUAAGCCUGGAAAUGGAUCUGUUGCGACGCAGGUCACCACCAAUGGCAACCGCAUCAACCAAGGCAUCGCCGAGAAGAUCUACACGUGCGUGAUGGGAAUCUCGCUCUUCUUCUCGGCAUAUGUCGUGGCGCUAGCCGUGCAAUGGAAGCUUGCGCUCAUCACAAUGAGCAUCAUCCCCGCCAUUUUCGGUUCUGUUGGGAUUGUCAUGCGCGCCAUCUUACCCGUGGAGACGGAAAUUACCCGACUCUACUCCCGCGGCGCAACGAUAGCUCAAGACGCUCUGGCAUCGAUCAAGACCAUUCACGCAUUCGGCGCGGAGAACAAGAUUGUCAAUCUCUACGAUGAGUACCUACGGGCAGCGCACGAGAAGGGCAAGAAAAAGUCCGUUUUUCUGGGCAUACUGUUUUCCAGCCAGAACUUCUUCACGCUGUCUGGAAUGGCUCUGGCUUUCUGGGAGGGAUUCCGUCUUUAUCAGAGUGGAGAGAUUGCGAGCGUUGGGACGGUGAUUACUGUCCUCUUGAGUGUCACACUCGGCGCGACUUCUGUCUUGUUCAUCCUCCCGCAAAUCGAAGCCAUCACCAACGCCUCAUCCGCUGCAUCAGAACUCUUCUCCAUCAUCGACAAAGAGCCAUCACGCCUCGAUCCCCUUUCUCCUGGCGGCAGCCAACCGCUGAAGUGCACAGGCAAUAUCGAACUCCGCAACCUGAGCUUCGCGUACCCAACCCGUCCCGGCGUACCAGUACUGCAAAAUUUGAAUCUAAAGAUCCCAGCCGGCCGCACAACGGCUCUCGUGGGCCCGAGUGGAUCCGGGAAAUCGACAAUCGUCGGUCUUCUAGAACGAUGGUACGAGCCCACCUCCGGCCAAAUCCUGCUCGACGGAACCGAUCUCGCGGAUCUGAAUAUCAAAUGGCUGCGCAACAAGCUUCGACUCGUGCAGCAGGAACCUACGCUCUUCCACGGUACUGUGGCGCAGAAUGUGGCCAAGGGGUUGGGUGAGGAGCAGAAGAGUUUGCCCGAGGAGAAGCGGAUGCAGUUGAUUCAGGAGGCUUGCGUGGCGGCUGAUGCUCAUGAGUUCAUCCAGAAGUUGCCUGAGGGCUAUCAUACGCAGCUCGGGGAGAGUGCGCGCAUGUUGAGUGGCGGACAACGACAAAGAAUCUCCAUCGCGCGAAGCAUCAUCUCCGAGCCGAAGAUCCUGGUCUGCGACGAGGCCACGAGCGCUUUGGAUUCACGCGCCGAAAAAGCAGUGCAAGAUGCUCUGGAUCGCGUCACGACGAACAAAACCACGCUCAUCAUCGCGCAUAAGCUCGCUACUGUAAUGGCUGCGGAUAACAUUGCUGUCAUGGCUGAUGGACAGGUCGUUGAGCAAGGUACCCACGCCGAGCUGGUGGAGCGCGAUGGGCUGUACGCGGCUAUGGUGCGCGCACAAGAUUUGGGGACGGGCGUGGAACAAGAAGAAAAGAGGGAGAAGGAAGACGAUGGACUUGGCGAAGGCAAUACACUCAGGCCUCACCACUCUACCACGCCCUCGCUCGCACGAACGCGAUCCGAGUCCAAGAUCGGAGACCUCGGAACCGGCGUCGAGCCCCUCACGCGCGGAACACUCAACUACUCCCUCUUCAAAUGCGUCUGGAUCAUGCUGAGAGAAAACAGACAGCUCUACCCCUGGUACGCGCUCAUCGGCCUCGCCUACCUAAUGCUCAGCGGCACCUACCCAGCCCAAGCCCUGCUCUUCUCCCGCCUCAUCGAAGUCUUCACCCUCGCCUCCGCGGCGGAAGCACACCGCCAAGCCGACUUCUACGCCCUGAUGCUCUUCGUCGUCGCGCUCGCCAAUCUCGCGGGCUACUUUUGCGUCGGGCUGGCGAGCAAUGCCAUCGGCCAGGCGCUGACGUACCGCUAUCGGAAAGAAAUGCUGCAGCAAAUGCUACGCAUGGACCAGCCGUUCUUCGACUUCUCCGAGAAUGCAUCCGGCUCGCUGACGGCGAAGUUGUCGUCCGCGCCCGCCGCGACGCAGGAGCUGAUGGCGCAGAAUCUCGGGCUGAUGCUGAAUGUCGCUGGCAACGUGGUGGCGAGUAGUGUGCUGGGGAUUGCGUAUGGGUGGAAGCUUGGGCUGACGCUGGUCGUCACUGGGCUUGCGCUCAUUGUUGGCAGUGGGUAUGUGCGGAUUCGGCUGGAUCAGCGGCUUGAGACUUUGACAGAGAAGCAGUUCUCUGGGAGCGCGAGGUUGGCUGCGGAGGCUGUGGCGUCUAUGCGGACGGUGAGUUUGUUGACGCUUGAGAGCGCCGUGUUGCGGGAGUACAGCGAGUGUCUGGACGGGAUUGUGACGAGAGUGGUGCGGAGCUCGGCCAUGACACUCAUACCCUACUCCUUCUCCCAAGCGGCCGACUUCCUCGUCAUGGGUCUCGGCUUCUGGUAUGGCUCGCAACUUCUGCUGAGCGGGCAGUACACGACGCAGCAAUUCUUCGUCGUCUUCAUCUCCAUCAUUUUCGGCUCGCAAGCGGCCGCACAACUCUUCACCUGGACGACGUCCAUCACCAAGGCCAAGAGUGGGACGAACUACAUGCUCUGGCUUCGCAGCCUAGAAAGUCAAAUCCGCGAGACGGACGAGAACCGCAAGCGCGGGCCAUCGGGCGAGGAUGUCUCGCUCGGAUUUCGAGACGUCGAGUUUCGCUAUCGCCAACGACCCGCCGCGCGAGUGCUCCGCGGAUUAACGUUGGACAUUCCCGCGGGCUCGUUCGCGGCAUUUGUAGGACCGUCGGGAUCAGGGAAGAGCACCAUCAUUUCACUGAUCGAACGCUUCUAUGAUCCGACAUCUGGCAGCAUCACAAUCAACGAAGACGACAUAUCCCAACUCUCUCCAAUGCUCUACCGCAGCCGGAUGUCGCUGGUACAACAAGAGCCGCCGCUCUACCUCGGCUCCGUACGGGACAACAUCGCGCUAGGCCUGGACUACGAACCAUCCGAGCAAGAAGUGGAAGAAGCAAGUCGACAAGCGAACAUCCUCGACUUCGUCGCCUCGCUUCCCGAGGGCUUCAACACGCCUGUGGGAUCGAAGGGCACGCAGUUCUCGGGUGGACAGCGGCAGCGCAUCGCGAUUGCGCGCGCCCUCAUCCGCCGACCGAGACUGCUCGUGCUCGACGAAGCGACGUCCAGCCUGGACACGCAGAGCGAGAAGACGGUGCAGCGGGCGCUGGACGAGGCGAGGGCAGCAGGGCGACGGACGACGAUUGCGGUGGCGCAUCGGCUGAGCACGAUUCGCGACGCCGAGGCGAUUUUCGUGAUUGAGGAUGGGCGGAUUGUGGAGGCUGGGGCGGGACAUGAGGAGUUGGUGGCGAGGAGGGGGAGGUAUUAUGCCAUGUGCUUGGCGCAGAGCCUUGAUCGGGGUGGAUGAUGUGGGUGGAGGGGUGGAGUGGAGAUGUCGCGUGACGGCGCUUGACUCGUAUGGGAUACGUGGGAUACCAGUAGCCACGCACGCGGUGAGGAUGGUGAUACAGCUUGCAUACUACUCUGUUCGGCAUGAUGGAAUGAGGCAGCAGUGAUCAAUGACACUUUCAAUGGCGAA
Messenger RNA from Neohortaea acidophila, 3870 nucleotides. Its product is annotated as putative ABC transporter. Gene Ontology annotation, biological process: transmembrane transport. Bases 67 to 3699 code for a protein of 1210 amino acids. Lineage: Eukaryota; Fungi; Ascomycota; Dothideomycetes; Mycosphaerellales; Teratosphaeriaceae. Gene Ontology annotation, cellular component: membrane. The record is from RefSeq and is a predicted model, not a curated record. The transcript is spliced from 6 exons. Gene Ontology annotation, molecular function: ABC-type transporter activity; ATP binding; ATP hydrolysis activity.